AUGGAGAUGUCGUCGCCACUAGCAGCCAUGCACCCGCCUGCCGCCAUUCCUGGCCCGUGGGGCUACAGACGCGACCUGCCGCCCUCGAAGCCUUUGUUUGGCGCCCACGCUCUGGGCCCAAAGAACUUCAACUUCAGAGACAUGAGCAUGAGGAAGGGAGGCAUGGACUACUUCGCCAUCCAGCCAAUGAGGGGCUCGUCGCCCACCGCAAGUCUGGCCGCCGACAUGUCGUCCAAUCUGCAUGUCGACCAGAGCCCUCAGCUUGCUACGCCCCGUCGGUCGCUAUUUACGUCGAGUCUGUUUCAGCAGGUCGAUGCCCAGGCAGCAGAAGGCGUCACCACCCCUCCUGUCAGAUGGGAAGGUGUCACCACACCACCGAUUCCCGAUUCCUCGCCCAGCUUCGUGCCUGACUCGAUGGACAUCUCGCCUCUGCCUCACAAGGCCCCCUUCCACUACAUCACACUGCCCUCGCCUUCUCCCGAGGUAAUGCACGGCGACGGAGACGACAUGCUUUCCCCCAGCGAACUGCCGCAACUCUCUGCGAACAACUUCGAUAUCCCACGACCAAGCUCUGCUGCCGACCGCAAGAAGUCCAUCCUCCUCCGGCCUUCUCUCUCACGCACCAAGAACUUCUCGACCAACACGGUAUCCUUCAAGCAGCAGGAGCAGCAGCCGUGCCCUCCGUUCAGGUUUGGUGCUGGCUGUGACGGCUUUGGCAACAUUGGCAACACAUCUUCCCCCAGCCUUGACGAGUGCUUCGCCCCAUCACCACCCCAAGAACGCCGCCCGUGCUCUAAUGGAUCGCUCUUCGCGUCAUCAAAAGCCAAGCCCUUCCCCUUUGGCUCCAAUCUGCAGUCUCGCAACAACGGCUCACCCCUUGCUGCCAUCAGGAAACAAAGUGCCGCCCACUCGCGCCCUCGACCCAGUAAGAUGAGGAGAUCGCUGAGCAUGUUUGAGCAUCCUGGCGACGUGAUGAAUGCAAAGCAAGACGGUGACGAGUCUCACUCCCCCUCUGGCUUGUCGUCUGUGAUGGAUACAGAAGAGUCCCCUUUGCUCAAGCUGCCUCACUUCACUCCCUCCGAGCCUGAGAGUCUUCCCCGCAUUGACCAUGCCACACUCAUCCAAGUGCUUGACGGUGUUUACGAUGACAUGUACGACGAGAAGGCCAUCAUCGAUUGCCGUUUCGAGUAUGAGUACAACGGUGGACACAUCGAAGGCGCAGUGAACUUUUGUGACAAGGAGCAACUGGCGGAACGUCUCUUCUCUACUCCCUCAACCACCAACACCCUCCUCAUCCUCCACUGUGAAUACUCUGCGCAUCGCGCUCCUCUUAUGGCUAAGUUUGUGCGCUCGCAAGAUCGCAAGGAGAAUGCGCACCGCUACCCUGCACUGCACUACCCUGAGGUCUACAUCCUUGAUGGUGGUUACAGCUCUUUCUACCACUCUAAUUCGACUCGGUGCUUCCCGCAGAACUAUCUUCGGAUGGACGCCAAGGAGCACGAGCAAUCCUGCGAACGCGGUCUGAACAAGCUUCGACAACGCUCAAAGCUCAACCGCGCGCACACAUUUGCAAUUGGCCAACACUCUUGCCAGAUGGAAGACAGCCCCACGGCUCUCGGCCGGUCAAAGAGUGGAGGCAACAUUUUCACGCUUGGCGACGACUCUCCCAACGUUGGACGAAUAGGCGCUUCGCGUCGCAUGGCCUCGUACUGA
This is a messenger RNA of Ascochyta rabiei, 1713 nucleotides long. Its product is annotated as Protein-tyrosine-phosphatase. Gene Ontology annotation, cellular component: cytoplasm; nucleus. The record is from RefSeq and is a predicted model, not a curated record. The transcript is spliced from 5 exons. Bases 1 to 1713 code for a protein of 570 amino acids. NCBI's taxonomy places the organism in Eukaryota, Fungi, Ascomycota, Dothideomycetes, Pleosporales, Didymellaceae. Gene Ontology annotation, molecular function: protein tyrosine phosphatase activity. Gene Ontology annotation, biological process: G2/M transition of mitotic cell cycle; positive regulation of G2/MI transition of meiotic cell cycle; protein dephosphorylation.